AUGAAUCGUGAUUCACGGCUAUUUUAUGGAUUUAUGGAAGUCAACAUCGAAAUACUCUUCAAACGAACGUGGCCAGGUACUGACUUUGCUGUAGAAAAAACAGGAAACAUGUAUGCAAUAGUGUUUAUGAUGGCUGUGGUUGGAGCAAUGGGAGAGACUGGAGAGACCUGUAGAUCACCAUUGCUACCAGACCUUGCACCGCUGUUAAGGGAGAAGACCUGGCUGUUUGCUUUGGAGGGUAGCUGGCAGCCGUACUCCUAUCUAGAUCAGGUGUCUGGACAAGCACGUGGCUUUUUGUACGAUCUCAUAUACGAGGCAUGUUUGAGAUGCGACAUGAAAUGCAAGACUGUCUUUAUUGGUGAUAACCUUCAGACCUGCCUCAACAAUAUUAAUCUAACUGCAGAAGGAUUAUUCAACGACUAUUUCGAUGGCUGCGUAGGAUGGGCACCAACUGCAUUCCGCAAGAACAUACUUGCUUUCUCCGCUCCUAUCCUAAAGUCCCCAAUGGCAAGGCUGUAUACACGUGAAACGACAAAACUAACCACACCAGAGGAAGUAGUCGCUGGCAAGAUCGUUGGUUUCCGUUCAUACGUCCACCUGGACGAGCUGUGCCUACGUGCCAAUUUGCUUCCCAACUUGAGAGACCAGGAUAUCAGGCAUCUUGCCUUUACUAUGGGAUGGGAAGAACUUAUUAGACAGCUUGAGGUGAAAGAGAUAGACCUUGCCGUCUUGCCUGAUGGCUAUCCAGGAACCGAUGAUUUCGUAGCCAUUGGUGGACCAUUUUCUUGUGCAGAUGGACCGUAUUCAAUUAUGCACAAAAAGAGUAAAGACCUUUCUUGGUUCGGAAAGUGUGUCCAGGACCUCAACGAGGUCGGCCGUUAUCGCACGUUGUGUACAAACUAUGAUAUCAAGACUUGUCUAACAACUAACGACCUAAUGACAAGCAGAGUAGCACCAUAGGCAUGUUGACAAUUGCAAAAUCUCAAAUUGGACAGUGAAAAGAUAAACCAUUAUACUAUUAUAACAUGUUGAUGAAUAAUAUAUUUUUGAUAAAACAUAGAGAAUUGUUAUUUUAAAA
Messenger RNA from Owenia fusiformis, 1078 nucleotides. The record is from the annotation of a GenBank genome assembly. Lineage: Eukaryota; Metazoa; Annelida; Polychaeta; Sabellida; Oweniidae.